This is a messenger RNA of Musca domestica (house fly), 1538 nucleotides long. RefSeq lists its product as uncharacterized. Lineage: Eukaryota; Metazoa; Arthropoda; Insecta; Diptera; Muscidae. The coding region runs from base 403 to 1113 and encodes 236 amino acids. The record is from RefSeq and is a predicted model, not a curated record. Gene Ontology annotation, cellular component: endoplasmic reticulum membrane. Gene Ontology annotation, biological process: GPI anchor biosynthetic process. The transcript has 2 exons.
CCCAGAUGUGUAAUAUUUUCAUUCACCGUGUGUAAUAUGUAGUUUCCCGUGUGGCAACACUGAUAAAAUAUAUAGCUUCACGACUUCACUGUAUGUUAGAGCAAGACGACAAUAGUUCCAAGUGAAUAAUGAUAACCAUUCAAUUUAUAUGUACAUUUACCAAAGAAAAAAAAGAAGAAGAAGACUCAAAUACUUACUGUCCUCAUCAUCCUGAAAAUAAAAGGAAAUUCAAUAAAAAUCACAAAUUUAUUUAUUUAUAGACUCACCGCCUGAAUCUAGAUAAUACUGGAGUUGCAUAGAUACCGGAAGAAACGCCGACCAUCAAAUAAAAGCAUCGAAAAAGAACUGGGUCACAAUUUGUUGCUGGGAGUUCUCGGGAAAGAACUAUUAUCCACUUGAAAAAUGGCCGUACGUUUCGAUGCCUUGAAAACCAAACACCAGCUAUUCCAUGUAUCGAUAAGUUUGGGUGUCAUCCUAAUAUGCAUGACAUACAUGCAAUAUCGCAGAAAUUGGACACACUUGGGUAGCUUUUGGGAUUCAUUGAUUAUACCCAUUGUGUUUACCGGAGAAAUGUUAAAAGUCAUCCUGUGCUUCUACUAUGGUCGUCUUGAGGAUCCUACGCUGACACAGAAACAAAAACAACGCAAGGCUUCCUAUUUUACGCCCAAAGAUUUGGCUUCGGGAUUAUUGUUGCAAUUCCUGUGUACCGUGUUGUAUGGAUUUAUUUGCAUUAUAUUGGGUGCACCGGUUUUGCAGAACUAUGAACAGACAUUUGUUUUGUCAUUGCUCCUGACGCUGUUGUCGGUAUCGCCAACUGUGUUUCUGUUGGGCGGUGGUGGUGCCCUUCAAGUGUGGUUUUGUGAAAAACCUGAUUUCCUUACCAAAACCGAAGAGACUGCAUUGAACUUGUUCAAAUACAAUGCCUUGGGAGGUAUAUUGGGCGCUUGGGCAGGUUCGAUUGUUUCACCCUUGGAUUGGGAUCGUGAUUGGCAGACAUAUCCCAUACCGAAUGUAGUUGGUGCUUUAAUGGGCAGUGCUUUGGGAAAUAUUGUUGCUUGCACCCGUGUUUUGUAUGCCACCUUUAAGGUAUACAUGAGCAAGAAACGUUCAUAAGGCAGUGAAGGAGAAAUGUUCCACAUAAAAUUUAUUUAUUUGUGUUGUAAAUCUAGUCAUAAUUAAUGUCCUAUAAAUGAGUUAUUAUUUUAAGUAACCGAGAAAGACACACACACACUGCAGCUACAUUUUUCGGAAAGCUAUCGUCCAAGUUUGUGGAGUAAAAAUAGACCUCUUUUAUAUCCGCUAGACCCCAAGAAAAAACUUAAUUUUUUUCAUGAAGAAAUUGUUUGGCUGUUUUCCAAAUCCUUGCACAAAUAUGUCUGUUAAAGAUUUUUUGUUGUGUAUUUUCUUGCCUUGCAUUUUUAAACUAAAAAUAGCCCCCUUUUUUAUUGUUUUGAAAAAUAAUUAGAAUAAUAAUUUUGAAAUGUAUUAAGGAAAUCUAGUUCAUUUUGUUCUAAUUUCCAAAAAAAAAAAAAAACAAA